Caenorhabditis elegans is the source of this 2061-nucleotide messenger RNA. RefSeq names its product Lipid-binding serum glycoprotein C-terminal domain-containing protein (gene F44A2.3). Lineage: Eukaryota; Metazoa; Nematoda; Chromadorea; Rhabditida; Rhabditidae. The transcript has 15 exons. Bases 130 to 1854 code for a protein of 574 amino acids. Gene Ontology annotation, molecular function: lipid binding. The record is from RefSeq and is marked reviewed.
ACAGAAUGACAAACGAAAACGCGUAAUUUUUCUCGGCAUUUUUUGGUUUACCGUCUCUCGUUUUACUUUCAGUUUAGAAGAAGCUGCAUGCAAUUACUUUACUUUUGAAGUCUUUGCCAUUUCAAAACUAUGAUUAUCUUGAAUACUAUUUUAUCCAGUUUGACGAUUGUUUUGUUGGUUUUUGGUAAUUUGAUUAAAUGCCAAUCUUUUCGUCCAGCAAUCAGAGUUCGACUCAAUCGACAAGUCUUUGAUCAGGCUUCUUCAAUAGUUCAAGGUCUUGUUGAGUAUGAAGUGCCACGGGUCAAUAUUCCAGCAACUCGUCAAUGUUUCACAGAAGGAUGUGUAGAUGCGCACUCCUUUCGAAUGUCUUCGUUCCGACAACCCAGUUUCGUUGCGUUCGAACCGCACUUUCCGAAUAAAUUCCGGAUCCGGGUCACCGAUUUUGACUUUGUAGUAACGGGACAACUCAGCGGAACGAUAACUGUGAUAUUAAACAUUCCCAUCACUGGCAACGUUAUAGUUACAGGAAGAAGUAUUGGUGUCAGUGCAUUGCUGGACUUGCAAAAAACAGUGAAUGAUCAACCAUACCUACGGUUCAAUGAGUGUAGAAUUGAAAAUGGAAUUGUAUCGGCAAGAGUUGCAAACAUGGGAUUGCUCACAGACACAAUCAAUCAGAAAUUUGGCUCCGUUCUGUCGGGACAAUCAAGACUUCAGCUUGAAGAAGCAAUUUGUGAGCACAUGAAUAGACUCACUCAACAGCAUUUUUCAACAAGACUUGCAAGAAUUCCAAGAUCUUUAUCUGCGAAGGAACUGCUUGAAAUUGUUAUCUCAAACAAUGUGAAGAAGCCAGCAACUUCGCAAGCGACCAAUUUUGCAAGAUUAGUUCGACAGAAAAGAGCUUCUACAAACGAUGAUUAUUAUGAUGAUGUCGAGAAAAUUGAUGGACGACCAGCUAAACCAUCGCCAAAUGUGAAUAUUCAGAAGAUCAGCUUAUCAAGAGAGGAUGUCAUUAACUUUUUCAACAUUGAGCGAUUAUCUCAUAUUCUGAUUGAUUUGACUUUACUCGAUGCUGCUUCCACAUCAUCAGAUUUUUCACUGGGAAUCUCUGGAAAUGUUUUCAGUUCUAGAUCACAAGGAACAUCCCCGUAUGUCGUUCCACAUCCAUUCAGAAUUCCACAAAAUAAUAAUAGAAAAAUGAUUGAAGUUGUUGUUUCUCAAUAUUCUCUCAAUAGUUUGCUCUUCCAAGCUCACAGGACCAAUUCAUUGAUUUUCCACAUUGAUUCUAAAACUCCGGGUGUUGGAAAUUUACUAAAAACAUCAUGCACAUUAGAUGAAGUUUGUAUUGCAGAUGAAAUCCCAAAGAUUAAAUCAGUGUAUCCAAAUCGAAGAUUAGAACUUAUUAUCAGGUCAGCUGCACCGCCAACAGUAACAAUCAACAAUGAUGUGAUGACGAUUUCAAUGAAUGGUCGCUGUAUAUUUUUCCUUGAAGGAACACGACAAAAAAUUGGUGUAAUUCCAUUUAAUACUGUUGUUCAGAUCAACAUGAAAACCACAGUUGGAAAGCUUAUUGGAACAGUUACCAUACAAUCCCUUGAUUUUAUACAAGGAAUUGAUUUUCUGGGAAUGUCUGUUUCUGAUUUAGAUGGAUUAAGAAGAACAACAAAAAGUGCACUUCAAAAUUUUGCCAGCUCUGCAACUGCAAAUGGGUUCACACUUUCAACUGCAUCAAUGCACUCCCCUCUUCGUUUGUCCCAUCCAGAAGUCUCACUUCUUCCAAAUGCUCUGCUUCUGCAAGCUGAUGUGGAUCUAUACAGAACAUUAUAUUCAGCAAGAAAAUACCGAAAAUCAGCUUAAUCUUGAUGCUCACUCAUAAUAUAAUAUCUAGAAGAUGGGUCACAUGAAAACAAAAAACGGGUAUUGCAGACGACUACAGUUAGACAAAGAAAUAUCUCAAUCAUUGAUCCUAGUAUUGCUCCAUGAAUUUGCCAUUUUUUGUAAAUUUUAAUAUUUUUGUUAUUAUAAAAAAUAAUUGUGAUACAAUGAAGUUUUAAUUGCCUUGUU